Molecule: messenger RNA, 2129 nt
Organism: Prunus dulcis (almond)
Lineage: Eukaryota; Viridiplantae; Streptophyta; Magnoliopsida; Rosales; Rosaceae
Product: cyclin-dependent kinase C-1-like
Exons: 12
Coding region: 217-1740 (507 amino acids)
Biological process (GO): protein phosphorylation; positive regulation of transcription elongation by RNA polymerase II
Cellular component (GO): nucleus; cyclin-dependent protein kinase holoenzyme complex
Molecular function (GO): ATP binding; cyclin-dependent protein serine/threonine kinase activity; RNA polymerase II CTD heptapeptide repeat kinase activity
Source: RefSeq, a predicted model, not a curated record
UGUGGCACACCCACAAUCAUUCGAUUAGUUAAAUGGUCCAGAUUUUACGAAAUGUGGCAAAGCCUCGGUUCCGACUUCAUGAUUCAUAAAAAAUUAAUAAUAAUCUUCCGAAACAGCGGUGAGUAGCAAACAAGUCGAGUCUGUGUCUGUGUGUGUGCGCGUCUCUCUCUCUCUCUCUCUCUCUCGUGAUAAAGUCUCAGCAAAGCCUGUGGAGCGAUGGCUUCGGCGGCAGCCGGGCAGAUAAACACCGAAGAGUUACCUUCAUGGGGGUCUCGAAGCGUCGACUGCUUUGAGAAACUCGAGCAAAUUGGCGAAGGCACUUAUGGUCAAGUGUUCAUGGCCAGAGAAACCCGAACUGGGGAAAUUGUUGCUUUGAAAAAGAUACGCAUGGAUAAUGAAAAAGAAGGGUUCCCAAUUACAGCAAUCCGGGAAAUUAAAAUUCUGAAAAAGCUUCAUCAUGAAAAUGUUGUUAAGCUGAAAGAGAUUGUAACUUCUACAGGUCCUGAAGGGGAUGAGCAAGGGAAUCAAGAUGGUAAUAAGUCCAAGGGUGGCAUCUAUAUGGUUUUUGAGUAUAUGGAUCACGAUUUGACAGGCCUUGCUGAUCGUCCUGGACUGAGAUUUACAGUUCCCCAGAUAAAGUGUUAUAUGAAGCAGCUAUUGACUGGGCUACAUUACUGUCAUGUUAAUCAAGUACUUCAUCGUGACAUCAAAGGUUCUAAUCUUUUGAUAGAUAAUGAGGGGAAGUUGAAGCUAGCAGACUUUGGGCUUGCAAGGUCCUUUUGUAGUAACCAUGAGGGAAAUCUUACAAAUCGUGUCAUUACUUUGUGGUAUAGGCCCCCAGAGUUGCUGCUUGGAGCCACAAAGUAUGGUCCAGCUGUUGACAUUUGGUCUGUUGGUUGCAUCUUUGCUGAACUUCUGCAUGGAAAACCAAUAUUGCAAGGAAGAAGUGAACCUGACCAACUGAACAAAAUAUUUGAGCUCUGUGGAUCGCCUGAUGAGAUCAACUGGCCUGAUGUGUCAAAAAGUCCUUGGUAUAAUAACUUCAAGCCAACAAGGACCAUGAAAAGACGAGUUGGGGAAAUUUUCAGACAUUUUGACUCCCAUGCUUUGGAUCUAUUGGACCACUUGUUAGCUCUUGAUCCAAAUCAGAGAUGGACUGCGAAGCAAGCACUGGAUGCAGAGUAUUUCUGGGCUGACCCUUUACCCUGUGAUCCGAAGAGCCUACCUAAGUAUGAAUCAUCACACGAAUUCCAAACAAAGAAAAAGAAGCAGCAGCGGCGGCAAACUGAAGAAAUAACAAAGGGAUCAAAGUCACAGCAUUAUCAUAAGCAUUAUCGCCUGCCUCCCAUUCAACAUACAGGGCAAGCUCCUCCACAGUGGUACGGGCCCAAUCAUCCAAUAAACGAUUCUCAGCCCCCAUUAUCAGCUGGACCAAGUCACCACCACUAUGGAAAACCGAACGGUCCUCCUGGAGGUCCAAGCAGGUACCCUCCUGGAAACCAGGGUGGACCUUACCACCUAAAUCGCGGAGGUCAAGUUGGAGGUUACAGUGGUGGACCAUAUCCACCCCAAGGACGAGCUCCACCAUAUGCUGGGAGUGGCAUGGCGGCCCCUAGCUCUAGAGGAGCCCCUGGUGGUUAUGGAGUUGGUCCUCCCAACUACUCCCAGACUAAUCAAUAUGGAAUUCCUGCUGCUGGUAGGGGUGUUAAUAUCCGAAAUCAACAGUAUGGUCGGCAGUAGUGACAGUGGACACUAUGGCUCUGUAUUAGGACAUUAUAUGUCGCAACAGAGAUGGUUACGGGAUUGGAGUUGUGUUAGGCUAACUGGUAGAGUUAAAAUUUCACAUAAAGAAAAUCUGCCGUUGUACAUUCUUCUGGGAGGCAUUUUUGUUCCCUCAUUUACCUCCAACAGUUUUCAUGAAAUGUUAAACCGAACUGUAGAGCCUAACCAUGCCAGCAGGGUUGUGCUUUUAGGAACCCAAUCUGCUGGUUUCAACUAGUUUAUGCCUGUAGAUAACCAUGCUGCUUUUGUAAGAGUCGAAGUUAUCAGAUGCUCCAUUUUCUUUGUUUUUCUUGGUUAUUGUUUCAUUCAUUGUAUAAACACUCCUUGUUUUCCGAUGUUUUAUUGCA